This is a messenger RNA of Didymosphaeria variabile, 1017 nucleotides long. RefSeq lists its product as uncharacterized. Bases 1 to 1017 code for a protein of 338 amino acids. The transcript has a single exon. The record is from RefSeq and is a predicted model, not a curated record. Gene Ontology annotation, molecular function: catalytic activity. NCBI's taxonomy places the organism in Eukaryota, Fungi, Ascomycota, Dothideomycetes, Pleosporales, Didymosphaeriaceae.
AUGGCAGCCCCAUCAACUCUUCAAUACACUCCGCUUACCGAACGGGCGCACCAAGCAAUCUCAUCCGCCAUUCCUAACGAUGCGCUUGUUGAGGAACGAGUCAAGCAGUUCUCAGACGUCGCACCAAGGGCGCCCGAUGAGGAUGGAGAUGUCGAAACCCUCGAAGGUGUAAAGUUCACGCACCACAUUACCACCGCACCAGGCGACUACGAGAUCAUAAAGUGGCACUAUGCGACGGCGGGCUCCCCAUCGACCGAAGCCAUUGUCUUCUUACAUGGCAUCCCUGACUCCUGGUUCCAAUGGCACUAUCAAAUGGCGAAGCUGUCGAAAUCGUACUACUGCGUCUCCGUCGACCUCAAAGGAUACGGGCAAUCUGAGAAAGCGGCGGGGACGUACUUGCACGAGGAUGUCGCAGAGCAGCUAUACGCCCUGCUUACGCAGAUUGGACUGAAGAAAUUCAACCUAGUCACCCACGACCGAGGUACUGUGCAGGCGGACUUCAUUGUCGCGAAGCAUCCGGGAAGCGUCCUGAGGUACGGUCGUGGCGAACAGCACCUGUGGCAUUUCAACCCCACGCUUUCCCCGCAAGGUCUGAUCUUCCAAAACGCGCCUUACUCGGGAAUAAUGAAUGAUCCAAAGCGAUUCGUCAUUUGGACAUAUACUUUUGUCGCGGGUUCUUUCCCUCCAAACGAUAUCAUGGCUCGCGUCAUGCAAGAAUUUUCGUACGAUGAAGUUACGAAGGCAGUACCUCGGUACUUCAAUAGUAGCACUUUUCGACAAGAGUGGAUCAAGAGGAGGGAACUUAUUCCGCAGUGGAAGUGUCCGGUACUCGUCUUGGAAGGGAAGGAGAGCCGAAGCCAGCCAUUCGAGUUCUAUGAUGCUAAGGACGUCAAUGAGUGGUUGAGUGGCGCGAAGCGCACCGGCGUGCGGUUUGUGGAAGGGGGUCAUUUCUGGAGUUUGGAGAGCCCGGAGGACACGUAUCAAGCGGUCUUAGAGUUGUUGGAUAUGGAACUCUAA